Molecule: messenger RNA, 588 nt
Organism: Arachis ipaensis
Lineage: Eukaryota; Viridiplantae; Streptophyta; Magnoliopsida; Fabales; Fabaceae
Source: RefSeq, a predicted model, not a curated record
UUCACGUACUAUAGGAUUGUUUUAAUUUUCUUGUGAAAAAUGAAUUCUAAGAAUAACUUGCUCGUCCUAACCCUCUUUAUCGGAAUGGUUCUUAUCUCCGCUAGAAAUUUUCCCGGCGAUGAGACAUCUUCUGACUCAAAAUCAUCAGGCACUAACACCUUCCGAUUUCCAUUCCCCCCACUCGGCAUAUUCCCCCCAUUCCAAUUCCCCCCAAUCGGCCAAUUCCCCCCAAUCGGCCAAUUCCCCCCAAUCGGCCAAUUCCCCCCAAUCGGCCAAUUCCCCCCAAUCGGCCAAUUCCCCCCAAUCGGUCAACUCCCCCCACUCCAAUUCCCUCCAUUGCCGUUAUCACCCGGUUCGCCAUUCACAUUCCCAUUCCCAUCGCCACCCUCCUUGCCGUUACCGUCGCCAUCGACACCCGGCUUGCCAGAUACACCACCAGUUGGGCCUCCUGAAGGAGAAGCACCAGUGGAGCCACCUACUACCAGUUGAUAUGGUGGAGAUAUAAAUAUAUAUACAUAUAUAUUAGUGGCGAAGCGCUACAAAAAAUAAAGAUAUUGAUAUUGCUAGUUAAUGAUGACACAUUGUAAU